Messenger RNA from Papaver somniferum (opium poppy), 1713 nucleotides. RefSeq names its product protein UXT homolog. Lineage: Eukaryota; Viridiplantae; Streptophyta; Magnoliopsida; Ranunculales; Papaveraceae. Gene Ontology annotation, cellular component: mediator complex; chromatin. The coding region runs from base 723 to 1163 and encodes 146 amino acids. Gene Ontology annotation, molecular function: transcription coregulator activity. The transcript is spliced from 8 exons. The record is from RefSeq and is a predicted model, not a curated record. Gene Ontology annotation, biological process: positive regulation of transcription by RNA polymerase II.
UAGUGUCGCACUACAGCUUUCUUAAUUUACUAGUGAUGGCUUGGUGUUUUAUUAUUCUACUUGUUGGAGUAUGUUAGAAAUUGUGGGUUAAAUAUGACAAGGGUUAAAUUUGAAUAAUAAGCACAUUAUGCGAGCUCAGUAUGUUACAAAAUUGCAACUCCAUUCCUUGAUAUGCAAAGCUAGCAAUAUCUAAGUAACUGCAGAAUUCUUCUCCUUCAUCGUCAAUUGACUCAAUUCACCAUUAGACUUACUGGAAAAUCGUAGAUGAUACACCAGUUUCCCUAAUCUGAUUUCUCUGGGUAAUUUCCUUUUUAUCUCCCCCCCUUUUAAUGGGCGCAAGGUAUCUCCCAAAAACGCUAACCAACUUGGUGUAUGCACGUAUUUUUCGUCGCCGUUUCUUUGGUUGGUGAACAUACUUUUGGUAAACCCGUUUUUAAAGCAGCCCCCGUUGGAUUAUGUCAAAUACCAGUUACAGCCGUUGGAUUAAAUCAAACCUGGAAUUCUUCAUAAACAGAAACACUACCUUCCGCUUCGACAUUGUUCUUCUUCCUGAACUCUCUCUCUCUUCUGCCCAGCUGAAAUUCAUUCACGCAUCUGAAUCUUCAGCUAGGUUUCAAGUAAUUUCAAAACACCAAUGAAGGAUAUGAAGAGUUAAAUCAAUUGUUCUUCUCUUCGCGGCUACGAUUAGGGUUUUCUCUUGAAGAUAAGAAGAAGAGCAGUUAAUGAGUGUUAUGGAUAGUGUUCGACAGCUAAAAGUUCAAAGAUAUGAGGAUUUUGUUGAUCGUUGCUUGAAGCCGGAUCUUGUGCGAGCUAUUGCUGAACGGGACAAAGUCUUCGAAUCGCAGAAGGUUUUUUCAGACUUACGGAAGAGUAUACAAACGUUGGAGAAAAAUGCAGCUACGAGCUUGCGUACGUUGGUCAAUCUUGGUUCCGAGGUGUACAUGCAAGCUGAUGUGCCGGACACUAGGCAUAUAUUCGUGGAUGUUGGUCUUGGAUUUCAUGUAGAGUUCACCUGGUCUGAGGCCCUGGAGUUCAUAUCAGUAAAGGAAGCAAGAUUAGCCAAGCAAAUAGAUGAAUACACACACCUAAUUGCAUCCAUAAAAGUGCAAAUUAAAAUGGUUUGUGAAGGUAUUCAGGAGUUGCUCCAACUUGCAGCAUCAUGAUCCAACUGACGUGUUAAAGGUUGAAGAUUUCAUUAGAAGAGAACACUGGUGCAGAAGAGUUCAUUAGAUACUAACAUGCGCAAUCAAAUACCUGCUUUCAACAACUUACUCUUUUACUCCUUAGUAGGUUUUUAUUAUAUACUGAUGCUGUAGGUUGUUAAAUGCAGUUUCACCAGAAAUAUAGAAACAAGAAACACAUAGUAAAACAUGUCUGUGCUGUGGGGGAAUAAUCCAAAAACUUGCAGCCUUUUGUUCUUUUAAACUAGUUGAUGCAUUUCUGUUGGGGUGUAUUUCAAUUUUAUUGCUCCAAGGUAGUGGCAAAAUGUGGUUAUCCAGGGGAUAGUUUUUGACGAGCUGUUUUGGAGCUUUUUACUUUGUGAUGGUAGAGAUGUCUCAAGUUAAAAAAUGGUUUGGGGAACAGAUGUCUCUCGCUAGGGAAUGACCGAUGGCAAUACUGAUUCUGCUACCUGUACCCCAUGUUUUUGUUUCUCUGUACAAAAAGAGAUUCUUCUUUACCUUCAUAUAUAUCUAUUAAGUCAUUGGUCUUUAA